UACUUCACCAUUUUUGCGUCGAGUCCCGGCAGCGCUAUCCUCUGCGUUGUACACGUAAAGAUGGCGGAGGUAUUCAUCUACGCCGAUGAGAGAGUUUCUUUUUACUCCCGUCGCACUACAUUAUGGGAACUCAAGACGUACCGUUGACGCGGGACACAUCUUUCCACACAGCAUACUAUGUCCUGGUGCUCAUCAGCGCAUGGGUGGCCUUCAAAGUUCUGCAGGCAUUGUACAAUGUCUCUCCCCUUCAUCCGUUGAGCCACAUUCCUGGACCGAGAAUUGCAGCGGCAACAUACUUGCUCGAGUUUUACUACGAUGUCGUGAAAUUUGGUUGUUAUACGAAGGAGAUCAAGAAGAUGCACGAGCAAUAUGGUCCCAUUGUUCGAAUCAACCCCAACGAGGUACAUUGCAGUGAUAUCAGCUUCGCGGAUGAGAUCUAUGCUGUUGGUGGCCGGAAGCGCGACAAGCCUCUACACCAGAUUAAUGGUUCAGCUCUUGGACAAGCUGGCUUUGGAACAGUUGAUCAUGACAUUCAUCGUCUGAGGCGCGUCCCACUCGCCAAAUUCUUCUCUCGGGCAAUGAUCGCGCGGCUCGAACCUGAGGUCCAUGGGUUGGUGCAAAAACUUUGUGACAAAUUACUCGCGCAGUCAGGCGAUAACGAGGCUUUCGACAUCGCCAUGGCAUACAGCUGCUUCACGUCUGACGCAAUCUCCAGCUACAGCUUCGGCGAAAGUUUCGGUUUUCUCGACCAGAAAGGAUGGUAUCCGAACUUUCGUGCCCCGACUGCGUCCAUUCUCCGACCGGUUUUCAUCUUCCGUUUUUUCCCUUGGACGAAGGCCAGCGCUGGAUUGGGCAAAGUUUUUGUCGACUAUGUUCCCAAGGAUAUUGCAUUGCUUAUUCGCACCCUUCAAAUCGACCUGCCUGCUAAAGUUAUCAAAGCCAAAGCAGAUAUCGACGCUGGUAUAACGUAUGAUCGACCUACUAUUUUCGCCUCGCUCUUGCAAUCUGAACUGGAACUUUCUGAUAAGGAAACACAUCGCUUAGCUGAUGAAGCGGCCGCAGUAGUUGGGGCGGGAACGGAAACCACUAGCUGGGCCUUGUCUGUCAUGACGUACCAUCUCCUAACAAAGCCGGAUAUCCUCGCAAAGUUGACACGAGAGCUGAAGGCUGUCGUGGAGGACCCAAAACAGCUUCCAGCAUGGCCCGUCCUUGAAACCCUACCGUACCUUGGAGCCGUGAUCCAAGAGGGCCUGAGAUUGUCCUACGGCGUCUCUAGUCGUACUGCCCGCAUACCGACUGAAGAGAACCUGCUCUACCGAGGAGAAUGGAACAAAAAGCCAGUCGAACACGUUAUUCCCCAAGGCUAUGCUGUCGGAAUGUCGGCCUUCAUUACGCACCACGACCACCGAGCAUUUCCUGACUCCUACGCUUUUAUUCCUGAACGAUGGCUGGACGAGGACGGUCAUCGCAGGAAAGAUGUCGAGCGCAGCAUGUUGGCCUUCUCGAAGGGAAGUCGCUCUUGCUUAGGCAUGAAUCUUGCCUUGUGUGAGCUUCAUCUUUGUCUUACAGCAUUGGUACUUCGCGUUAUACCACAGAUGCGCCUCUCUGAUACGACUGAUGAGGAUCUUGCAUACGACCAUGACAUGUUCAUCCCGAUGACGAAGGAAAAUAGGGGUGUGCGAGUUAUCAUCGCGUGGCGAACAUUUAACUCAGGCCCAUGGACAUCGUAUACUGAGAUCGCAUGCCCACAGCUACCCGUCUCAUCAUCCACAGCAAUGUCCACCACGGUCAAUCCUAAUGAGAGGAUCAUCCCUCUGGAUGGCUUACCUCUUGCGAUCCUCGCAAUUUCGUGUGUAUUCUGGGUUCUCUCGGUCAUCACCGUGUCGAUGAGAGCUUAUACACGCAUUUCCAAAGCCAUCUUUGGAUUAGACGAUGCUUUCAUGGUCGCAGGUACUAUCGUCUACACUGCCGCCACCGGCCUUGCCAUAUACGCCCUCCUCGUCGGUCUGGGAAGGCUCGAGGCCGACCUCAACGCAUGGCAACGGAGCGAAGCCAUGAAAUACUACAUUAUAUGGAUCUUGACAUAUGUUCUCGCACUGGCGGUUGUAAAAUCUUCUAUCUGGAUUACCAUCCUGCGCAUUGCGUCGACCAAGAUAAACCUACGCGUCACCGUUUACGUACUAUUGGGAAUCACCUGGGCAUCAUUCUGCAUCACUUUUAUCGGCACACUCUUGUAUUGUCGCCCGGUUAGAACCAUAUGGACGCCUCUACUAGUACUCACGGGGAAAGGCUCAUGUGCACCCGUGGGAACCUUCGUCAUCAUUGGCCAUGUCGCUACGGUCUCUACGAUCGUGACAGAUCUAGCAUUGGUGGUCGUGCCCGCGAUUAUUCUGUGGAACACGCAGAUGAAAAAGCAGCAAAAGCUACAAGCGUUCGGACUGCUAUCGUUCGCCUCGGUGGCGUCGAUUAUCACUAUGGUUCGUAUACCUUACAUCAACAGAUUCGAGGGAAUGACGAACCUACAAUUCUGGGUCGCCCACAUCAUGCUCUGUUCAAACGUCGAAACAGGAAUCGGAUGCGUCGCCUCCUCCGUACCCUCUCUCCGCCACUUCUUCCGCGGUGAAACCAGCGGGGGUAGUUCUGGGCCAAGCAACAAGAGAAGCACACCAGGUCCAAGUAGGGACUUCUUCACCAUUGGUAGUCAGCCGCGACUCACCCCUGCGGAUGGCGGCUUCAGCCUGUCAACCGUACGCCAUGGACGAGAGGAAAAUUGGGAGCCGCUGCACGACGGAGCAUCGGAUCAAAGCGACACACCUAUCGAUCCGAAGGGGUUAUAUAAGAAACAGACGUAUGCGGUGGACAUUGAGAUGAAGCAUUUGGAUGAGGAAAGGCAGGCACGUGGUCGGUAGAUUGAUCGAAAUCAAGAGUAUCU
This is a messenger RNA of Cucurbitaria berberidis CBS 394.84, 2932 nucleotides long. Its product is annotated as cytochrome P450. Gene Ontology annotation, molecular function: iron ion binding; monooxygenase activity; oxidoreductase activity, acting on paired donors, with incorporation or reduction of molecular oxygen. The coding region runs from base 123 to 2909 and encodes 928 amino acids. The record is from RefSeq and is a predicted model, not a curated record. The transcript is spliced from 8 exons. Lineage: Eukaryota; Fungi; Ascomycota; Dothideomycetes; Pleosporales; Cucurbitariaceae.